UCAACUGUCAUUGGAUUAAUCAAGGAAAUGAUUGCAAAAUUUGAGGAAGAGCUCCCUUUGUAUUCACUGUCAUCUUCUGAUGCAGCCAGGCAAUCAGAACUUCUCUCCUACAUUGCAAAGAUUACUGAAGGAGAGACUGACAUGAAAUCAAAAACUGGUGGAGGCAAAAACGAAGGAUGUUGUAACAAAAUUACUGUGGUUGGAGCUGGAGAUCUUGGUAUUGCAUGUGUGCUAGCAGUUGCAGCUAAGGGUGCCGCAGACAAGGUGGUUCUUUUGGACCUGUCUGAAGGUGCAGCAAAAGGAGGGAUCAUGGACUUGGAGAUCUUUGCUUUGCCAAACGUGGAGAUCAGCAAAGAUUUUUCUGCUUCAGCUGAUUCAAAAGUUGUGGUGCUUACAGUUAAUUCUCUGGGUAACGCUCAGACUUACCUUGAUGUCAUACAAAGCAAUGUGGAUUUGUUCAGAGGAAUUGUCCCAGCAAUAUCACACUACAGUCAGAACACUGUUCUCCUUGUUGCUUCUCAUCCAGUUGAAGUAAUGACAUACGUGUCAUGGAAGCUGAGUGCAUUUCCCAAAGGCAGAGUUAUUGGAGUAGGUGCCAACCUAGAUACUGAGAGAUUUCAGUAUAUACUGACAAACCUUUUGAAAGCAGAGGUGCUGGCAAAAGAUGCUUGGAUUAUUGGUGAACAAGGGGAAGACAAAGUACCAUCAUGGACCAGUUGUAAUUUAGUUGCAAAUCAAACAGAAGCAAUGGCUGCUCGUAACUCAAGGGAAAAGGUGGCUAACAGAGCUAUGGAAGUUCUAAAGGGAAAAGGUCAGAGAUCUUGGUCUGUUGGGCUCUCGGUCGCUGAUUUGACUGACAGUAUACUGAAAGAUAAAAGAAAGGUUCAUUCUGUAUCCACUCUGGCAAAGGGAUGUUGCAAUAUAAACAGUGAAGUAUUCUUAAGUCUACCAUGUAUUCUUGGAAACAAUGGAGUGAUUGAAAUGGUCAAACUAGAAGAAGAUCCACUAGUGCAAGAGAAACUGCAAAGCAGUGCAGGAUCAAUUCAUGACCUUCAGCAGCAACUGAAACUGUAAGCAAGCACAAGGGAAGCCAGAGCAGCAGCUCACAGAAGUUGGAGACUUGCUGGCUAGGCAGAAGGGGUUGCUUGGUAUAUACGGAUUUCUAUAUAAAACAAGAAGGUUUUUUUACUUUCAAAAAGUGCUUUCUC
Messenger RNA from Antrostomus carolinensis (chuck-will's-widow), 1208 nucleotides. RefSeq names its product UEV and lactate/malate dehyrogenase domains (gene UEVLD). Gene Ontology annotation, molecular function: L-lactate dehydrogenase (NAD+) activity. The record is from RefSeq and is a predicted model, not a curated record. NCBI's taxonomy places the organism in Eukaryota, Metazoa, Chordata, Aves, Caprimulgiformes, Caprimulgidae. The transcript has 8 exons. Gene Ontology annotation, biological process: pyruvate metabolic process; lactate metabolic process. Bases 28 to 1074 code for a protein of 348 amino acids.